UCAAUUUGUUCUCUUCUCCUUGCAGAAGAAAUGUACAAAACUUGGAGUGGUUAAUGCCUAGAACUAGCACAGACUCACUAGAUUGUGAUCAGGACAGAAUACUCUUUUGGGUAAUUGUAACUAGGCCGUUUGAAUUUUGAUUUGUUUUCUUCCUAUUAGAAUUUAGAUGACAGUGCGUUCACAAAAAGACAUGCAAAGCUUGAGCUUGAUGAGAAAAGAAGGAAAAGGUGGGAUAUCCAGAGGAUCAGAGAGCAAAGACUGCUACAGCGAUUACAACUGCGGAUGUACAAAAAGAAAGGAAUUCAGGAAUCAGAGCCAGAAAUCUUGUCAUUUUUUCCUGAAUCAGAUGAUGUGGAAUCUCUGGUAAUUACCCCGUUUCUACCCGUGGUGGCUUUUGGCAGGCCUUUACCCAAGCUAUCACAACAGAACUUUGAGUUACCCUGGUUGGAUGAGCGAAGCCGUUGCAGGAUAGACAUACAAAAGAAACAGACGCCACAUCGAACGUGUCGCAAAUAGAUGUUUUGCACAUAACUCUGACUGUAUAAGUACCUGAGCUGCAAACUGUACAGCAACACAGCUGAAUGGCAAAGCAGCUUAGCUUUCCUAAAGGACCACCUGCCUGCGAAGCUCAUUCAGUGUUUAUAUUGAUGUUUAUAAUUAAUUGUCGCUGUAUCAGUAACUGAAUAGUCUUGUCUCUGGCUCUUUUAUAUUUUUGCUUCUCACCGAAGUGAAAAUCAAUUAUUUUUUCCUGUUUUGUCCGUUUGAAUUCAGAAAUUCAGUUUGGGCCGUUUUGUCUAUUCUGCAGAUUUGAACUUGUACAGAAAGAUUUAAAAAUCUUGCACCUUUUUAAGUUUGUUUUUCUCUAAAGAGCUCGGCUUUCUUGGAAUCCAUUUUUUGGGAGAUUGACAGCUUUCUGAAGUUGUUCAAAUCUCUCAAUUUAACAUUCCUUAUUUUGACCCAGGCAAAAGGUCAGUGUUGUUCAGUGUCAGGAAGGAGGUCACUGUCCAUUUUUUUCCACUUGUAGGAUCUGAACUGGAAUAUCAUCUAAACACAGUUGUGAAGGGCUUCCUUUGUGCUUGGCGUCUGACUGUGUUGGAACCCAGUUCUUUCACCUGGAGUCUGUUUAAAUCUGGACUAAAUAUGGAAAGUGAAGAGUCCUCUGAAUAAAGCCCAAGUGGUGAAAUAUACAAGAGAACAAAGUCCUCAACUUCUAUCAACUGUUUCAAUCGAAAAGAGACCAAGAGGAAUCCACAGCCUUUGAGAAGGUCUUUAAUUGUGUUGUGUUUCAAUCUUCUGAAUCCACUCAAAGCAGGUCAGGUGUCCACCGAACAUGACACUGGAAUUGGCAGCCUGGACACAGAGUGGUGAGGUAGGGUGGGUGGAGGUUGCUAAAGGCAAACGAGGAGUGAAUAAUAUCCUGUUUGGGUGUGGGGUGGGAAGGAGAGGGACCAUCCCAGAUAUUGGUGUUGAGCUUUAUUGUCAAGUUAAUGGAGGGGAUACACUCAAUAUCAUCUGAUUAUGGCAUACCUGACACGUGCUUGACGUGUGACUGGGUGCUAAGUAAGAAAGUGUUCUGUUUCCCCCAGCACUGUCACCUUUCACUUUUUGAGUACACAAGCACUGAGAGGAGAGGAGCCUUUCAGGAAUGUUGUGUAGUUCUCGUAAAAAUCCAUUUUGAAUGUUGUAAUUUAUGUUUUGAUGAAUUGAUAAAUAAACAUGGCUGGUAACUUCUGCUGUAA
Molecule: messenger RNA, 1739 nt
Organism: Callorhinchus milii (elephant shark)
Lineage: Eukaryota; Metazoa; Chordata; Chondrichthyes; Chimaeriformes; Callorhinchidae
Gene: msl1a
Product: MSL complex subunit 1a
Exons: 4
Coding region: 283-516 (77 amino acids)
Cellular component (GO): MSL complex
Source: RefSeq, a predicted model, not a curated record